Messenger RNA from Gamsiella multidivaricata, 2026 nucleotides. RefSeq lists its product as uncharacterized. The record is from RefSeq and is a predicted model, not a curated record. The transcript has 6 exons. Bases 211 to 1917 code for a protein of 568 amino acids. NCBI's taxonomy places the organism in Eukaryota, Fungi, Mortierellomycota, Mortierellomycetes, Mortierellales, Mortierellaceae.
CUCUUUCUACCGUUCAGUCAAGUCAAAUUCCCUUUUAUUCUUUUUUCUGUCUUUUGGCCAUCAGCGUUGAGCCAUUCUGCAUCUGCCAUUCUCUUUUUCUCCAUUGGCCACAAACGCUUAACCGUUGACAGUCCGGUUUCAACAGUGCGCUCUCUUCUUUCCUAUUCUUUGUACUCACUCUCUUAAUCCUUGAUACAGUUUAUAGCAGCGAUGGAACACGACGAGCUGAACGACAACAACCUCAGCGCACACACCCAAGCACUUCAGCGCCGCGAUUCUAAUACUAUCAGAUACUUUCUGAGCAGACUUGACCCUACCUGUCCACCCGAUCUGCCGCCCAGUCCACGCGUCGUGGAAACCCAUGACGAGACUGGCUCUGACAGCGCAAGCACUUUUUCCGGCACCAACAGCAACCCAACGAGUCAGCACUCUAGCCUCGCCGAUCGCCAUCGGGCGACUUACGGGGUCAAGACUUCUCUCUGGACAGUGAAGCAGAAGCCAGAUCAGGAGCCGGGAUUCAUUCAGCGACCCAAGACCUUGGACAGGACCAAGAUGAAGGACCUGGAGGAAGCUAAUGCCAGUCAGACGAAGCAAAGCUCCUCCGUUCAGCAUCCUGAACCUUCCCGCGCCACCAAGACACUCCCCCAUAUGAGAGUGCGCUGGAUCCAGGACCAAGGGUUAGACGACCAUGACAAAAUUGUCCGCAAAGAAAAGACCAGCAAGAGAUACAACCCAUACCACCGCGAGCUUGGAACUGUAGAAUCAAAGAAACCGUACAGUGUCAAGGUCCAUGUGCGUCGCGGGGAUACCGAGUAUACAGGAAGAGCCAACAAGAGAGAAACAACAGGUUCUAAUAAAGGACGCCAGAUCCUAACUCAAGGCUCAUUGAUUAUGAACCAAUUCGUGUCGCCGAACGUGUCAAGAGAGAGGAUCACUAUACACGAUAAAUCUGGCCGUCUGGGAAUCUUCAAGAAGGGCAAGGCGUCGCAAAGAACAUCUGUGGAAAAAGGAACUGGGUUUUCGGAAGCAGCCUUUCUUAACCCAAAAGCACACUCUUGCGGCAAUAAUCAUGACCAAGAGGACGUCGUAGAAUCAGCCUACUUCACUUCCAUGAAAAGCGUAUACCAUCCUUCCGGUCCUAAUCGCCCUGAGCAGGACAGUGAAGGGAACAAUGCCACGACGAACCACGAAAGCGAUCAUUCCAAGUGCAGUUUAAAACAACGAAAGAGGAGGAAUAAACGUCGUCAAUCGAGUCGCAGCAGAAAUACGCCUUUGGUCAUCUCCAAGGACGAGUCAGACGAGAGGAGUCGUUCGCCGUCAACUAAGCCGCUGAGGAAGCCGGAAACACCUGCUAAAGAUUCAAGGAUGAGCGCACGCCCGAGAUCAAAUUGCUCGGAGAAUUCUCCAGAACUCUCAGUUGAAGCUGUGCUCGAGGAUCUAUUGAAAUAUGAUACGGCGGCGGCGACCAGACCUGGCCAAGAUGCGUAUUCGAUACAACAGCUAGAAGGCGAACUCCUUUAUUGUCCUGUUGCCGAUCAACCAAUACUGUCUAUUCAGCCUACGGCAGACAACCUUCAGUAUUUUACAGAAACUGCCAUACCUAUCAACUGUAACGCCGAGCCACAGCUUCAAGAUAUGUAUCUCUCUCAGGAGGAGUUACUGCAAUACUAUCAAGCCAACGCCGUAGCUGUUUAUGACUAUUGGAGGGAUCCAUACAACUACACAUACGUCGCCACGAGUGACCCAUACAUAGAAAAUCGGCAGGCACAUCUGGAGCGACAAUAUGUGGAUAAUGUCGACGACGACGCAGCAGAGAUUAACCCCUCAGAAUUGGAUAUAUUGAAUACAUCUCUGCUGACUCUUGGUUCAUCCUCGCCGCGGGCUCAUUUUCAAUGGCGACCUCAUAGACUCUACUAGUUGCCCUUCAGACGCGCUAUGAAUAAAGGUCUAGAAACCGCACGUGACCAUAGGACCAAAUCAAAACAGUGCUUAGGCUGUCACAUUGGCUACUCAAAAAAAGAAGCAC